Molecule: messenger RNA, 505 nt
Organism: Aspergillus melleus
Lineage: Eukaryota; Fungi; Ascomycota; Eurotiomycetes; Eurotiales; Aspergillaceae
Product: translation machinery-associated protein 7
Exons: 3
Coding region: 120-329 (69 amino acids)
Source: RefSeq, a predicted model, not a curated record
UCUUUUUCCCCUCUCGGGUUGAUCGAUCUUCACUGCCGUCUUCCUCCGCCUCCUGAACGAAAGUUCUUCUCUCUUUCUUCUCUCCCUACAUUCUACUAUAUCACUCUCAUACCGACACAAUGGGUGGCGCCAGCAGAGAAGGUGGCAAGGUUAAGCCUUUGAAGUCCGCGAAGAAGGAGAAGAAGGACCUCGACGAGGAGGACCUUGCCUACAAGGAGAAGCAGCGUGCUGAGGCCAAGGCCAAGAAGGAGCUUCUCGAGAAGACCCAGGGCAAGAAGGGUCCCCUGAACACCGGUUCGCAGGGUAUCAAGAAGUCGGGAAAGAAAUAAGCCAGCUUGGAGAUUCAAUGCGAUGACCGUCUUUCUCUCUUCUUUUUGCCUUCCUAUGACAUAACGUUAGCGACGAACAACUCAAAGAUAUCACAAUAAUGGGAGAUUUCACAUUCUAAGCAUUUGACUAUUGUUAUUUUCGUCUUAAUCCUGAUACCUAUCUUACAAACAACACA